Messenger RNA from Acanthosepion pharaonis, 1299 nucleotides. NCBI's taxonomy places the organism in Eukaryota, Metazoa, Mollusca, Cephalopoda, Sepiida, Sepiidae. The record is from the annotation of a GenBank genome assembly.
AUGCAAUUCCUACAUUCGUUAUUCUUUCUUUCCUUCAUUCUUUCUUUCUUUCCUUCAUUCUUUCUUUCUUUCCUUCAUUCUUUCUUUCUUUCUUUCCUUCAUUCUUCUUUCCUUCAUUCUUUCUUUUUUUCCUUCAUUCUUUUUUUCUUUCCUUCAUUCUUUCUUUUCUUUCUUCAUUCUUUCUUUUUUCCUUCUUCAUUCUUUUCUUUCUUUCCUUCAUUCUUUCUUUCUUUCUUUCCUUCAUUCUUCUUUCCUUCAUUCUUUCUUUCCUUCAUUCUUUCUUUCUUUCCUUCAUUCUUUCUUUCUUUCAUUCUUUCUUUCUUUCCUUCAUUCUUUCUUUCCUUCCUUCAUUCUUUCUUUCCUUCAUUCUUUCUUUCUUUCCUUCAUUCUUUCUUUCCUUCAUUCUUUCUUUCUUUCCUUCAUUCUUUCUUUCUUUUUCUUAUCGCUUAUGUAAUUCCUACGUUCGGUAUUCUUUAUUCUUUCUUUUCUUUCUUUCUUUCUUUCUUUCUUUUUGUCUUUCUUUCUUUCUUUCUUUCUUUCUUUGUCUUUCUUUCUUUCUUUCUUUCUUUCUUUCUUGACCAGAUUUCCAGUUUUCAUCCAUUUUAUCCAAGGCAGCCGAGUAAACAGAGCAUAUAUCUACCUGAGUCAAUCACACCAAACAUUACGGCCCUGCAUCGAAGUCGAAAAUUUCUUUUUCUAUUGCUUUCUUGUUCUCUCUCUCUAAUUCUCUCUCUCUCUUUCUCUCUCUCUCUCUCUCGGUCUCUUUCUCUCUCUAGUUCUCUCUCUCUCUCUCUCUCUAGUUCUCUCUCUCUUUUUCCUUUUCUUGUUUACUGUCUGUAUCUCCGUGUCUUGUGUUCUUUCUUUCUUUCUUUCUUUCUUUCUUUCUUUCUUUCUUUCUUUCUUUCUUUCUUUCUUUCUUUCUUUAUCCUUAAUCUUAUAUUAUUUUUUUUCUCUUUCUUGCUUAUUGCUUCUUUCUUUAGUCUUUCUCUUCAUCUCUCUCUCUCUCUCUCUCUCUCUCCCUCUAGUUCUUUUUCUCUCUUUCUCCUUCUCUUGUUUACUGUGUAUCUUGUGUCUUGUGUUCUUUCUCUCUUUCUUUCUUUCUUUCUUUCUUUCUUUCUUUCUUUCUUUCUUUCUUUCUUUCUUUGUUCUUUAUAUUUCUUUUUUGUUCUUUUCCCUUGUUUCUCUAUGGAUCUAUUUCUUUAUCUCUCUCCUAUUCCCCUUUUGCUCUCAUUUUCUUUCUUCUUUCUUUUUUUUUCUUUUCCCCAUUUUUUUUUAGAAAGGCUGCUGAUAUUUAUUUGA